Debaryomyces hansenii CBS767 is the source of this 507-nucleotide messenger RNA. RefSeq lists its product as uncharacterized. The transcript has a single exon. Bases 1 to 507 code for a protein of 168 amino acids. The record is from RefSeq and is a predicted model, not a curated record. Lineage: Eukaryota; Fungi; Ascomycota; Pichiomycetes; Serinales; Debaryomycetaceae.
AUGCCAUCCAGAAACUCCAUUAAUAAGCCUAAGGAUAAGCUUCAACGUAAUAGUCAUGCAUCUUCUAUCGGAAAGAAGAGAUCUGCCCGUGCUAGAAAUGGUAUUGUUACCAAGUCAUCUACUCCUCGUUACGAGACAGAUUCUAAUGCAGCUCCUAAAGCAACUGAAUCUAAGGCUAUUGCAUUAUACAAUGGAGCUACAACUCCAACAGGAGUGAUUAUCAAUAAUACUUUAUCCAAUAAGAGAUCAAAGAAGAUUGCUAGAAAUAAGAAGUACAUAGCUAAGAGGAACGAAAAAUUGAAUAUUGAUCUUUUAGCAGACCAAGAACAAAUGGAAGUAGACGAAGAAACUGAGAAAGAAGAACAAACUAAGGCCAAGAAUCAGACCAAGUUAGACAAAAUCAAGGAAGUCUUGUGGGCUGCUGUUGAAGAUAGAGUCAGUGAAGGAUUGAAGGUCAGCUCUGGUACAGAUGGAAACGGUACCACCUUAGGAGUGCAAGCAUUUUAA